This is a messenger RNA of Charadrius vociferus (killdeer), 1143 nucleotides long. It is a transcript of the gene TMEM25, whose product is annotated as transmembrane protein 25. The record is from RefSeq and is a predicted model, not a curated record. Lineage: Eukaryota; Metazoa; Chordata; Aves; Charadriiformes; Charadriidae. Gene Ontology annotation, biological process: negative regulation of excitatory postsynaptic potential.
AUGCCAGCAGCCAGUGAGAUGGGCAAGGCAGCGCGCAGGCCAGGCAGAGCCGCGCUCCUGGGCCCAGGUGGGCACGUCCUGGCCGCCGGAGGAGGACUCUGUUCCUCCUCCUGGCCGUUGGCCGGGGACGGGAAGUACCAAAGCGCCGUAGCUUUGGCUCGGCUCCACGCCACCCCCAAUAAACUUCCCUCUGUCCCUGGCACUCGGGCUCUGCGUGCGGCGUUGCGGGCAGUUGCGCCGGGCCCCACCAUCAACGGGCAGCAGCUGGCGGUGUGCACGCUGCUGGAGGAGGAGAGCCGUGCCUUCACCUGCCGGGCCCCCCAGCCAGCCCCCGGCACCGCGCUGACGUGGUACCUGGAUGGCCAGAAGCAGGAGGCGAACUGUUCGGCUGCAGACACUGCCAGCACCCUCACCCUCACCGCCCGGCGUGCCAACCGCCAGCUCAACUGCUCCCUGACCGACCCAGCCUCCGGGGAGACCUACAAUGCCUCCGUCCUCCUCGAUGUGCAGUAUAAGCCAGAGAUCCUGUGGGCAGAUGCCCGCUACCAGCAGGUCGAGGGCACUGGGCUCCUCCUGCUGCUCUUCGUGCUGGUGCGAGCCAACCCUCCUGCCAGCAUCACCUGGGUGGACCAGGAUGGGCACGUGAUGGCCAACGCCUCCGAGAUCCUCCUCCUGCGUGCCACGCGCUACCCGGGGCUGGCCAACCAUUCACUGCGCAUCCACCUUGGCAGGGCCAGCAACUUCUCCGUCAGCGCUGCCAACAGCGUGGGCGUCACCACCGCUUCCCUCCUGCCCCCAGGUCUGCUGGACGCCCGCGUGGAGCUGCCCCUCCUGGGUGUUGCCGUCGGAGCAGCCCUGGCCCUGGGUGCCCUGCUCAGCCUGGGCUCCUGUGUCGCCUGCCUGGCGUGCCGGCGGGGGCCAGCCGGGACCCGGUCCCUGCCCCCCGACCUGCGCUUUGGUGACUUUGUGCAGGAAGCCAGAGCUUCCCCCAAGGACGUGGGAGCCGGUGGCAGGGGAGAGGAGAACUCCCUGCCGGGGCUGGAGAACUCCCUGGUCCUCAGCAAGCUCGGUUUUGUCCAGCUCCCGCUGUCUGGGCGCAUCUACAAAGUGCCGAGCGCGAGCAGCGAUGAGAUCUGGCUGUGA